AUCUCAUCCAUAACCUGCAGGACUCAAUCCGUGUUUUCAGUUUUAUCAUCAUCCAGUAAUCGCUUCCCGCCACCGGAGUUGUAGCCGGAACACUCACUCGCCGGUCGUCUGCUCAACGGAUGGCCCUUUGGCUGCUCCCGGCGCUACCUUCACUCUCUCUCGUCACUUGUCAAGCUACACCUGCUUCCGUGCGUGCUUCUCCGCUAACAGCACCGCGGAUUUCGUUGCCGACGAACCCCAGUUCCUCUUCCUCAACCACCUGUUCCCUCCUGUGUUCUCAUUUCGAGUCCUGUUCUGGCUGUACUCAAGAGUAUAAUCUUCAUCGCCCCCUGGUUAUUGACGACGCAGUCGACUUCUUCCGACAAUUCGGCCUCUCUGACUUCAGCUUUGAUAGUUGCAGACUUUGGGGAUGGAGGUGUCGUGCUAAGCUUGCCAUUCGCGGAUCAUCUGAUAAUCCUCUGAUUGGACUGUAUGAAGAGGGUACACAUAAUGUGGUCGACAUUCCUGAUUGCAAAGCUCACCAUCCGAAUAUCAAUGCAGCUGUCCAACUCCUGAAGCAAGGUAUCUCUGAGCUGAAUAUUGAACCAUACGAUGAAGAUAAAGGAACAGGGCACCUGCGUUAUGUUCAGAUGGCCGUAUCCACAUACAAUACAUCCCUUCCUGCUGCUGAGAGAUAUAGAAACGGCAAAGUACAGAUUUCAUUGGUGUGGAAUUCAAGGGAUGAGAAAUCGCCUGGUUCAGAAAAAAUAAGUGAUUUAACAAAUUUCUUGUGGAGAAAUGGUGGUCCGAGGAAGGAUGUCCACCUAAUUCAUUCAGUUUGGGCAAAUUUUCAAACAUCAACCAACAAUAUAAUUUUUGGGAACAGAUGGAGGUAUCUUGUUGGUGAAAGAGAUUUUUGGGAACAUGUUGGUGGUAUUGAUGUCUCAUUGGCUCCAUCAUCCUUUGGCCAAGCAAAUACACGGGCAUUUGAUUCCUUGCUACGGAGACUACAGAAGUAUGUGCCUUUGGGCACAUCAGUUGUUGACCUCUAUGCAGGAGCUGGUGUGAUUGGGUUGUCGCUGGCAGCCACCCGGAAAUGCAGGUCGGUCAAAUGUGUUGAGGUUAACAAAGAAUCCAAACAAUCUUUUGAGAAGACUGCAGAACGCUUAUCAAAAUCGGUAGACUGCAACAUCAGUUGGCACCUUGGCGAUGCUUCAACUGACCCUUCUUCUUGGCUGACAGGCUCGGAAGUUAUUGUGGUUGAUCCUCCAAGGAAAGGACUGGAUCCAUCCCUUGUCAAUGCUUUGCAAGAUCUCGUAUCACUAGACUUUGGAUCCAAGUCCUCUAGGAGUUCUGACAAAGAGGAAAAGAGACCUUGGGUUCUACGUGCGAAAGAUGCAGAAGUUCAUAUUCAAAGAAAAGUUACCGAGGAGGAAAGCCAUUCAUCACCUCAAACUCUUAUCUACAUAAGCUGUGGAUGGGAAAGUUUUAAAAAGGAUUGUAUAUCAUUGCUCUCUAGUAAAUCAUGGCAUUUGCACAAAGCUCAUGGUUUCAAUUUCUUCCCAGGCACGCAAAGCAUUGAGAUUUUGGCUGUCUUCAGAAGAGGGCCUGGGAAAAACCUCAAGAAAAAAGUAUCAGGAAAGAAGAAGAAGAAACAUUCAUAGAAAUAUCAUUUAUUCAUGGAGCUGUUUUGAACACUUAUUUCAAAACAUUUUUGGCAGAAAAAAAGGAGAUAGAUUAGUUCAUAGUCCAUAGAUGUAGCUGCAAGAUGCAAAAGCAGAGCAUGCAGUCAGUCUGUUCCAUGAAUUUUGAUGUAAUCAACUCAUAGUCAUUAUGCAAUGAUGAAAUAAUCAUUUUACAAUCUUUGAGUCAAAUGACGAUUUAUUAUGUCCA
Impatiens glandulifera is the source of this 1872-nucleotide messenger RNA. RefSeq lists its product as uncharacterized. Bases 120 to 1643 code for a protein of 507 amino acids. The transcript has 15 exons. Gene Ontology annotation, biological process: RNA processing. The record is from RefSeq and is a predicted model, not a curated record. Gene Ontology annotation, molecular function: RNA methyltransferase activity. NCBI's taxonomy places the organism in Eukaryota, Viridiplantae, Streptophyta, Magnoliopsida, Ericales, Balsaminaceae.